Messenger RNA from Leptomonas pyrrhocoris, 926 nucleotides. Its product is annotated as transcription initiation factor-like protein (TFIID-like protein). The transcript has a single exon. NCBI's taxonomy places the organism in Eukaryota, Euglenozoa, Kinetoplastea, Trypanosomatida, Trypanosomatidae. Bases 72 to 926 code for a protein of 284 amino acids. Gene Ontology annotation, biological process: DNA-templated transcription initiation. The record is from RefSeq and is a predicted model, not a curated record. Gene Ontology annotation, molecular function: DNA binding; RNA polymerase II general transcription initiation factor activity.
AGCUGUCCCGCGUACUUUCCGAGCAUCUUCCUUUCUCCUUUCUCGAGGGGGACGUCGCCAAACCUGAAAGAAUGGACGACGACUUCGACGACUUCUUCAACGAGGGCUUCGAAGAGGAGGCGCACGCCGACGUCCCGUUUGCGCACCCGCCCGUCCAACUUGGCAGCGCCGCCGCCGCGGAAUUUGGUGACGUUGCCGGACUCGACGACGGCACGCAGAUCGGCUCCUCUGCUGCCAUAAAUCUAGACGGCGAUGAAGUGCCCCUCCCCAUCGCCAACGUGCAGGAGUACCUGCCGAACGUCUCGCCGGAUGCAUUCCCGGUCGUUGUCGCGGUUCAAGCGCAGGCAAGCAUCUCCGUUGGCAUCGACCUCGCCCAACUCAGCUGCGCCACGCGCAACGUGGAGUACAUGCCGAACAACCGCAUCCCCUCCGCCACGAUGCGACUGCACGAGCCGACGGCGGUCGUCAUGGUGCACAACUCCGGCGCGCUGAACAUCAUCGGCGCCGCCAGCGUGAGCGAGGCGCGGCAGGCCGCCGAACUCGCCGCUCGCGUGAUUCGCAAGGCCCUCAAUUUGGACUUCACCUCGCUGAAGUUUCGUGUGCGGUCUAUCACCGCUCGUUUCAACGUGUGCAGCCCGGUUCGCCUGAACGAGCUCGCGCGCUACCAGGUGGAUCCGGCCACGUCGGUGGGCGUCGCGGUGGUGCAGGGCAGCUACGAGCCGGAGCGGUUCAACGGCUGCGUGCUGCGCUUUUUAGGCAAGUCGACCCGUGGAGACAAUCAAUGGAGUGUGAGCUGCAGCGUCUUUGUGACGGGCAAGGUGCAGCUGAUGGGAGCGCGGAGUAUGGAUGAGCUGCGCUUUGCUUUCCACGCCUUUGUGCCGGUCGUGGCGCAGUACCUCGGCACCACCAAUACAGCAGCUUCAUAG